AUGCGUUACGAGUCCUUGGCAUUGAUAUUAAUCGUAAGCAUCCUCCUGAUGGCCAAUGUCAAUCCUGUGUGUGCUCGCAGAUUCCACUAUCACCACAAGAGACAAAGGUCGGGCCUCGAUCCAAACAGUAAGCCUUUAUUUUGUAGAAUUGACCUAAACUCCACGAAAAUGGCCUCGAAGGCUGCGGAUGAGGCUAAAGCUGCCAAGGAAGCGCAGCCCUGCGCCAGCGAAGAAGCCAAACAACGUGUCAUGAAACAAAUGGCGAAUAAAGCCGAGCAAGCGGCUAGAGCUGCCGAGGUGGCUUUAAGGGGAAGAAAGCUUAUACUUGAGCAAUUAGAAGUCAGUCAAAAUGAAACGGUUGAUACAAUUGAGGGCGUUCAAAUUGAUUUAAAAAACAGUCGAGAGAGUAUGGAAACAAUUGCUCUUAUGAACACCCAAAUCAAAGAGACAAUAGAGGAAAUGCAGUGUUUACAAGAUGAGGCCGAAGCGAAUCUCGCCAAUUUUAAAGAAGUUUCUGAUAUUAUUCAAAAAGAUGUGCAGGAAAAGCAAGAAGUACUAUCACAUGCAGAAGAGCGGUCAUGUUAUCUGAAGGAUUGCUUUAUAAAAGCCAAAGAGGAUCUAGAACGCACAGAGGUCAUUGCCAAGCAGGCAGAAGAAGCGGCGAUUGAGGCACAAGAAAGAAUCAAAGCUGUGCAUGAUGCGAUUGAGAAAAUAAAAAGACUUAGGAGAAAAGAUAGCAAAUCGUUGAACAAUAUUUUCAUAAGGCUUAUUAAAAAAUAGUUCUCUUUAAUAUCC
This is a messenger RNA of Drosophila nasuta, 795 nucleotides long. RefSeq names its product tropomyosin-2. The transcript has a single exon. The record is from RefSeq and is a predicted model, not a curated record. NCBI's taxonomy places the organism in Eukaryota, Metazoa, Arthropoda, Insecta, Diptera, Drosophilidae. Bases 1 to 780 code for a protein of 259 amino acids.